CGCGCCUCAGUGUCUCGUGUAACGCGCUCCCGCGCGCCUCGCGUCCUCCUGAACCGCAGCCGCCGCGGCGCUGUUUACCCGCUGACUCUACACCUGAUAUCGCGCGCGCGUGCAGUGUACGCGGAUCCGUGCGACACGUGCGUGAAAUUUCACCGCCGGUAACGAGACGUUGCAAAAGUACAGCCGCGCUGUAAGGCAAGAUUGCCGUGUGCGAGCAGCGCAGGGAUAGAAUGUAGGUCGAGAGCUUGCGGCGGGCGAUACGCGCAUACACACACACCAGUGCGUCGGGUGUGAUAUCGCUGCACUUCCCUGCAGGCGGACUUGUUACAAAGAUGCGGAAGAGAUUCGCCGACGAUCGGCGCUCGGCUGCUGCCGCCGCUGCGAGAUAACGUCGCAACAGCACCGGCAUGAAGAGGCGCAACAACUACUACCAGCAGCAGCCGGCUGGAGGCGGCUGCUGCUGCGGACACCGCAAGUCCAGCUCGAGGGCGAGCUCGAGCUCGAGCCGCGGCAGCAGCAGCUCCGACGUCUCCUGCGCCGGCGAGCCGCCCAACUGGUGCAUCUAUGCUGCUGUCGGUCUCGUCGCUCUCGGAGCCUAUCUCAACGCCCUCGGGGGCGACUUCGUCCACGACGACAUACCGGCUAUCGUGAGGAACAAGGACGUGCUGGCGCAGAGCUCGCUGCUCAGCCUCCUCAAGGACGACUUCUGGGGCACGCCGAUGCACGACCCGGCGAGCCACAAGAGCUACAGGCCCCUCACCACCCUCACCUUUCGAUUGAAUUACCUGGUGGCUGGGCUGACGCCGUCCUGGUACCACGCGACGAACGUCGCUCUGCACGCAGCUGCCUGUAUGCUCGUUACCCGAGUGAGCCUGGCUGUGGCUUCGCUGCGCCCUGGAUUCGCUGCCUUGACCGGUCUUCUUUUUGCUGCCCAUCCGAUUCACACUGACGCCGUGACCGGAAUCGUCGGGAGAGCUGACGUACUCGCCUGUAUUUUCUUCCUCCUCUCAUUUCUCGCUUAUCAUGGACAGCCAACGGCUUACGUCUGGAGCAGCGUCGGUUUCGGUGCCCUGUCGAUGCUGGCGAAGGAAACCGGCGUCACGGUUUUAUUGCUGAACCUUCUCUACGACCUCUGUCGCACUGGACACUCGAUUAAGAGAUCCGUUUUCGAGGCCAAGUGGAACGACGAGUCUCGGCUGUUCACCCGUCGAGCUGCUGUGCUGCUGGUCUCGUUGGGCGUUCUGCUGGUGGUACGACUGGCCCUGUUGCACGGAGCGCUGCCCAAGUUCUCGCCGCAGGAUAAUCCGGCCGCCUUCCACCCCUGCUUCCACGUGAGACUGCUGACGUUCUGCUACCUGGCGACGUUGAACUGCUGGCUGGUGCUGUGCCCGGCGACGCUCUCGCACGACUGGCAGAUGGGUUCCGUUCCUCUGAUCGCCUCCCUCGCGGACACCAGAAACUUGGCGACGUGUCUUUUCUUCGGUGGCUGUCUCGUACUCACGUACCGGGCCUUCGCGGACUUCGAGCAACAAAGGCAUCCGCCCCUUGUCCUCGGUUGGAUGUUCCUAGUACUGCCCUUUCUGCCAGCUUCCAAUCUCUUCAUCACCGUGGGAUUCGUCGUCGCCGAGCGGGUCCUCUACAUUCCCAGCAUCGGCUGGAUACUGCUGGUGGCCUACGGAGCCCAGCUCGUCUGGACGGCGAUUCCGCGGCGGAGGGGCAUCAUCACGAGUGGAUUGGUGCUGCUCUUGGUCCUGGGCUACUGCCGCACGAUCAUGAGGAAUCGCGACUGGACCUCGAGGGAAACGCUGCUCAGGGCGGGUCUCCGAGCCUUGCCGGACAACGCGAAGAUGCACUACAACUUCGCCAACUUCCUCCGAGACACAUCGCAGCCGAACCGGGCGAUUCUCCACUAUCAAUUGGCCCUGUGGUUGUGGCCGACGUACGCGAGCGCGCACAACAAUUUGGGCACGCUAACAGCGGGGGAUCAGGCGGAGAAACACUUUCUGGCUGCGAUUCAGGCGCAACCAGGUCACGUAAACGCCCACUACAACCUCGGACAAUUGUACAGAAAAACCAACAGGACGGAGGAGUGCAUACGGAUGCUGCAGAAGUGCGUCUCCCUGGAUCCAGCCUACACGCCGGCUUACCUCGUGCUCGCCAGGAUGACCAGUGGCCCGACGACGGGGGCUUUGCUGAGGCACGUCGUGCGCCUGCAACCUAAGAGUCCUGAUCACCUCGCCGAGUACGCCUCGUGGCUGCAUCAAAAUGGCAAAUGGCUUCCAGCGUUGAAGUAUUACCUGAGGGGACUGUCGCUCUCUCCGGUGCACAGGUCCUCGCUCCUCGGUACCGCGAGGAUUCUCAGGUCUCGAGGACAGUGGCCUCGAGUUCACCAGCUAAUAACGAGGUGGCACAUAAUGCUGCGAGCCCGUCGGGGCGGCCUCAUCUACCGGGGCGACCUGUACAUCCAGGCUUGGCAGUUGCAGCACCAGUCGCGUCAAAGAACUUAUCAGCGGCAGCAGCGGAACCUUUGUUUGUUGGAGACGGAGUGCGGCUCGCGUCCACGGGUGGCUUCGGUCUCGGUUCAGCUGGAGCAGGACAGCAACAAAUCCGAGCAGCUGGAGCGCGGCUCGCCGACCCGUUGCAGCAUGCGGGGCUGUCCCAGCAGUGCAGCCCGACAGGCCCGCAAGUCUUCGGAAGCUGCCGGCAAGGCUCGGGUCAGCGCGCCGACCCUCCUCGUGCAGAACCUCCUCGAGACCCUCUAACUCGAGCCCCGGAAUUGCGCCCGGCUUUUCCGCUGCAGGUGCUGCAGCCUCUAGCUGCAUCUUCUUCCCUACGAGACAGAGCGCGAAAAGUAACGAAUGACAAAUGAAGCGUUGGGUGAGUGUGUGUGUUUGUGUGUGUGCGGGUAUAUUUUUUCUCGAACGUAUUGUACGCACUGUAUCGCGAGGCUAUACGAUCGAUUUUGUUGAUGGAGAGAGACGUGCAGGGAGUUUAUUUUUCACACGAGACAUUCGUAUAUUCGUGUGCUGAUGUAUCAACUGAUACACAAUAAAUUCAAAAAGAUGUACGCGAGAGAGGAUCGUGUGUGAUUCGAGCCGGCGCAUCUGGCAGCGCGGUGCAAUGAUGUUGAGGCGUUAUAUUAUAGCGGAUUAGGUAUAAAGCAGAAGAGAGGAAAAAAUUAAUCACACGACGAACGCAAAGGUGCCAAUUUCACAUUUGUAGGGGGUAUGCAAUGAUGAUCAGGCGCAUCGCUCUUGUAUACACGUACUUAUAUAUACCUAUACAUAUAGAGGACAACAUUUUCUCAACGAGCUUCAACCAACGUCGUUUUGCGUUUCACCUGAGAUACUGCGUGUACACCUAUAUGUAUCAUUUCGAUAUUUUUUUUCUUUCUCAUGCGUCGGAAGCUGUCCAACGUGAAUAUAUAGAAAUACGCGUGUAGUGCUGCACACGACAGUAUCUUUUGUAUGAUAUCAAAAGUUUAUGCGACGAUCGUGCGACGCGAUGAAUAAUAAUUAUAGACGUGUAUUUUUUAUCGAGCCUUCGUUUUUCGAAUCUCAAAAUAUAAUAUACAUAUAUGUAUGUUUAUUGAUGGGCGUGUAUAAGCGCAUGUAACGACAAAGGGAUAGGGUCGCGGGAAGGAAAAAGAAAAACGUCGUUGGAAUCCGAUGGAAGACCAAACAAAUAAAAAAAAAACAAUUGUAAAUAAGUGUAAACAAUUUACAUCGAAUUACGCGCAAUGCUUAAUUACAUAACAUUAUUCUUCUUUAAUUAUGAUCUAUACAUAUAUGAAUAUAUUGUCGGAAGCGAUUGUAUGGAGAGCUCCGUCGGCGAGUUUUUUUCGGAAAAGCUCCGACUUAUUACGUUGCGAGAGAGGAAGAGAGAAUUGUCUCUCGAUGGUAUACCAAAAGUAUACACAGCUGAUGUGUAAGAGAGUGACGAGUCGGAACGAAUGUGUGCGCGCUCAUCGAGAUAUGAUUGUCGGACUCUGCGGUGCGCUCGAACUAUUUGAAUAAGAAAGACGAUAAGUUAAAAUAAAUAUUUUGAGAAUUGUGUAAAACUCACCGAAA
Molecule: messenger RNA, 4070 nt
Organism: Nasonia vitripennis (jewel wasp)
Lineage: Eukaryota; Metazoa; Arthropoda; Insecta; Hymenoptera; Pteromalidae
Product: protein O-mannosyl-transferase TMTC1
Exons: 15
Coding region: 408-2762 (784 amino acids)
Biological process (GO): protein O-linked glycosylation via mannose
Molecular function (GO): mannosyltransferase activity; protein binding
Source: RefSeq, a predicted model, not a curated record